Thunnus maccoyii (southern bluefin tuna) is the source of this 3377-nucleotide messenger RNA. RefSeq names its product zinc finger protein 239-like. Gene Ontology annotation, molecular function: DNA-binding transcription factor activity, RNA polymerase II-specific; RNA polymerase II cis-regulatory region sequence-specific DNA binding. Gene Ontology annotation, biological process: regulation of transcription by RNA polymerase II. The record is from RefSeq and is a predicted model, not a curated record. Lineage: Eukaryota; Metazoa; Chordata; Actinopteri; Scombriformes; Scombridae. Gene Ontology annotation, cellular component: PcG protein complex; transcription regulator complex. The coding region runs from base 182 to 1591 and encodes 469 amino acids. The transcript is spliced from 7 exons.
UUGGUAGGCCGGAAGUCUCGCUGUUGAUCUCGAACUGGCGGCGGGAUAAUUAUGUUGUUGCACUAACAGUUGAGCUUAUUUCUGAGCUUUAAAGCGGCAGGACUGCAGGAAGAAGAAGAAAACUGUCAGUCAGAGAGGAGACCUGCUGGAUUUCACAGACCAGGACCACUACAAGAUCAGAAUGGAGGUGAACCAGAACCUGGAGAACCACACCAACAACCCUGUUAAAAGAGAAGAACCAGGUUCACCCUCUGCUACCACCGAUAAACAGGGGACAGAAAACUCUGGUUCACACUCCAACAACACAGCAGGUGUCAGUAAUGCACCUCAACACUGGUUGCUACCCGACAUAAAACAGGAAAAAGAAGAAGAAGAAGAACAGUCCAUCAGUCAGAGAGGAGACCUGCUGGAUUUCACAGACCAGGACCACUACAAGAUCAAAAUAGAGGAGAACCAGAACCUGGAGAACCACACCAUCAACCCUGUUAAAAGAGAAGAACCAGGUUCACCCUCUGCUACCACAGAUAAACAGAGUGCAGCAGCGUUUACUUUACCAGCAGAGAUCUCCACAUACAAACAGCUCAUCACCAGUCAAGGUCAGAUCCUGCAGGUUGUCCGCGCCCCCAUCGGGACUCAGUACAUCAUCCAGCAGCCUCAGCAGCAGAUCCUCCUGCAGCAGCAAAGUCAGCCUGGUGGCGUUCAGGCCGCGGUCACACAGCAGCACAUCAUCCAGCAGCCUCAGCAGCAGAUCCUCCUGCAGCAGCAAAGUCAGCCUGGUGGCGUUCAGGCCGCGGUCACACAACAGAAACAAACAGGAAGAAAGGGAGUCAAACAUCACCGCUGUCAGCACUGUGACAAAGCCUUCACCACAUCAACAUAUUUAAAGAUUCAUCAGAGAGUUCACACCGGAGAGAAACUUCACAGCUGUGACCAGUGUGGGCAAGACUUCAAUACAAGAAGUGCCUUAAAAAAACACCAGCGCAUUCACACUGGAGUGAAACCGUACAGAUGUGAGCACUGUGGGAAAACUUUCACUACAAACGGUACUCUACAAAUCCACCAGCGCAUUCACACUGGAGAGAAACCGUACAGGUGUGAGCAAUGUGGGAAAACUUUCACUACAGACAGUCAACUAAAAAUCCACCAACGCAUUCACACUGGAGAGAAACCGUACAGGUGUGAGAAAUGUGGGAAAACAUUUGCCUAUGGAGAUUCCCUUCAACGCCAUCAACGUAUUCACACUGGAGAGAAACCAUUCAAGUGUGAGCACUGUGGGAAAACUUUUACUGAUGACAGUACUCUAAAACGCCACCAACACAUCCACACUGGAGAAAAACCGUACUGGUGUGAGCAAUGUGGGAAAACUUUCAUCAGGGUCAGUGAACUAAAAAUCCACCAACGCAUUCACACAGGAGAGAAACCGUACUGGUGUGAUCAAUGUGGGAAAGCUUUCACUCAAGACAUUCAUCUAAAAAUCCACCAACGCAUCCACACAGGAGAGAAACCAUAUAGUUGUGAGCAAUGUGGGAAAACAUUUACUUGGAGGCAUUCCCUAAAAAUCCACCAACGCAGUCACUCAGCAUCGUGUUGAAGGCAAGUCAGCGGUGUCCCCCUGCCUCCUCUCCGUGUCUUAAAGUUAUAGUGAGGGACUUUUACAUAUAAAUUAACGUCUGUUACACUCAAGCCCUUGCCAAACAAGCUCACACAGAUAAAUCUCUGUAUUUGACAGUAUACAGAGUUUUUAAAUCUGGUGUUGGUGGCGACAUUCUUGCACUGGCUGAAUAAUGCAGACUGCGAAUGCUGUAUGGGAAGAGCAUGUACACCAGAGACUUCUGCCAGCUGAGCUGGCUAACAUCUGGUUAGCUCUCUGCUAACUUGAAUAAAAAUAAUUUCAUAGUGCGGCUCUUCUAGAUUUUCCUAAUGUUAUUGUACUGCAUGGAUCAAAUUCUGAUGAGAUCAGAAAUGGUUCUUUUCACAGCGGUCGUGUGAUGCUCAAAACAAUUUGUCCACCGUUUUACAGCUGCAAUAGGAGAGGCAGAGUAGACUACGGCGGAACCUAAAAUGUAAGCGCGGAUCGACAGUGUUUUUGUAAUUACUCUCACUGCCAGAAGGGGGAGACAGAAGUUCUGUACUGCAGGUUUAAUAACAGCGUUGUUCUGUCUUGAGCUGCUCUACAAACUGAGGGCUACGAACAGUAACUUCAGAAUCAGCGUGUACGCUAUCAGCAGCACAUGUGGCUGAAUUUAAAACUCAAUGAUUAACUGUUUCUUGCAGAAAUGUACUUUGGAAGUUAGAGUUAACUUCUAGCCUGAAAGAUUUUUUACUUUUCAUUUUUGAGUUUCAUGUUGAGUUUGAAUGAAUUGUGUUGAAUGAAUAUGUAAAUGACUCUUUAGAUCUACAGAAUUCCACAUUUUGAAUUAUUUUAGAAAUCAGUGGAUUUAAAUAUAACCCACAUUAAUGUUAGCUUCUGUCCUUUGCUAUUAUCAGCAGCUGAAUUAUUGUUUUUGUCCUACAAAUAUACACAUUUCUGAAAUGUAUCCAACAAAACAGGGGAGGACUUGGGGAGAUUUUUAUGAAGAGUCAAGAGUCAUAAUGUCAGUAAAAACAGCAGAUACAUGUUUGUGAGAUUUCUUUAUUCAACAUUAAACGGUGCUGCUAGCUAACUCGCUAAAGUAGGCCUUGAGUUUAAAGCCUUUCUGCUAACAUUUUCUUGUCCAGUAUUGCUAUUAAAUUCAAUAUAAUGUUAAUAAAUGUCACUGAAGUAGAGUCCUGAAGAGUUACUGAUGAGGGGGCAGUUUGAUCAUGAAUAAAGCAGCCAAAGCAGAUCGAUUGCAGGCAACAAGUUGGUUUGGUGUGAAUGUGACGGAGGUAAUGAUUCCACUUGCCAUUACUGGGCAAUUCUUACUGUUAUUACUGUAAAUUAAAUGUAUUAUUGGUCCUUUCUAUUUUAAUAUUAUGUUAUUUACUAUUUUAUUUUGUUAGUCUUGUAAUAAUGUAUUAUUAUUAGUUUACCGUUGGGACUGGUGUGUUAUGUGUAACAUGAGUGUCCCCUGCUGGCCCCAAACUCCAUUACCAGUCUGUGGUUUCCUGUCCCUGUGGAAGGUUGAUGUGUAUAAACUCAGUUAAAAACACUAUAAGAAGUUAGUUUUCGUUGGUAAAAGUGUAUUUCGUGUACUCCUGAUGACCACAGCAAAUGCUUUUCUUGAUGAUUAAUUUUAAUUUGUGUUGUGCUUGCUUGAUAUUAGCUUCAAAGUAAAUCUUCCACUAUUUCUUUCAUUGUUUCAGUGUUUUGUAGACUUUGUUACCACGAAACUGACUGUGAGAGACCUGAUAUCAUUUAGUUACCAGAAUAAAUGGCUGGUUAGAGCCAAAAGUGA